UUCUAACCCUUCACUAAAUCCGAAAAAUAAAUAAGAUUUUAAUGCUGAACUAAUAAGAAUAUUGAAUUAAACGUGAAGUGGAAUUUCCAACUAAAUCAUGUUUAAUCAGUGAAGUUGUUAUCUGUGACUGUUUCUUCAUUGAACGUACGUACUUCCUAUUAUUGUAGGCUUCAUUGAUUGAUUCGACUUCGUACCCAAACAAUAGUUACACCAUCAGCAUGCCUACAUUCCUGACCCCUGGUCGGCAUGGGUAUGCAGUCAAAUUCUCCCGGACCCGGCCGGAUAUGCUAGCGGUGGCUACGAGCCAGUACUACGGACUCGCAGGGGGCGGCACCUUGUUCUUUUUGGAACUAGCGCCCGAUGGAGCCACAAUACUGGAACUACAGAAGUUGGAAUGGAGUGAUGGGCUGUUUGAUGUGACAUGGUCAGGCACGACUGAGGGCUACGCGGCGUGCGGCGCGGGCGACGGCGCGGUGGUGGUGUGGCGGGCCGGGUGUGCGGCGCCGCUGCGGGUGUUGCGAGGCCACUGCAGUGAGGUGUGCUCUGUGGACUGGCCGAGGGCGCAUCUGCUGAGCGCUAGCUGGGAUACUAGUGUUAAGCUGUGGGACCCGGAAUCCGAAGCGUGCAUCUCCACGUUCGCGGGUCACUCUCAACUGGUGUACACGGCGGCGUUCUCCCCGCACUCGGGCGCCACGUUCGCGUCGGUCUCCGGGGACGGGCACCUCAAGCUGUGGAGCUGCGGCGACCCGGCGCGCCCCGCCGCCGCCGUCAAGGCGCACGAUGCUGAGGUGCUGUCAUGUGACUGGAGCCGCACGGAGUCGCACGCUCUGGCCACGGCGGGCUCGGACGGGCUCGUCCGCGGCUGGGACCUGCGCCGCCUCACCUCGCCCAUGUUCACACUCAAAGGUUGCGAGUGUGCGGUCAGACGGGUACAGUUCUCUCCACACGCUCCUUCAGUGAUAGCGGCUGUAUCUUACGACUUCACCACGAGGAUAUGGGACCUAAAACGCGGUUGCGAGCCUCUAGAAACCAUCCGCCACCACAGCGAGUUCACGUACGGGCUGGACUGGAGCCCGCUGCGGCCGCACCAGCUCGCCGACUGCGGCUGGGACUCGCUCGUGCACGUCUUCACCCCGCGCUCGCUCACUUAACAGAAGGAGACUGAGAGCUUGAGAUUAGUAAGAAAAAAGUGGAAAUAAACGGCUGUGCCAAUAAAUACUGUGCCAAAUGGGAUUUCCAAGAACUAACGGAACUUAGUGAUCGGAACAGUGUCAAUAAUAAGUAAUUUUUAAAGA
Messenger RNA from Plutella xylostella (diamondback moth), 1295 nucleotides. Lineage: Eukaryota; Metazoa; Arthropoda; Insecta; Lepidoptera; Plutellidae. The record is from RefSeq and is a predicted model, not a curated record.